This is a messenger RNA of Empidonax traillii (willow flycatcher), 1217 nucleotides long. It is a transcript of the gene IL22, whose product is annotated as interleukin 22. The transcript has 6 exons. NCBI's taxonomy places the organism in Eukaryota, Metazoa, Chordata, Aves, Passeriformes, Tyrannidae. The coding region runs from base 140 to 724 and encodes 194 amino acids. The record is from RefSeq and is a predicted model, not a curated record. Gene Ontology annotation, cellular component: extracellular region.
CAAAAGAGAAAAAAAAGCUGAGAGAGAUGUUGCUGGCCCUAUAUAAGGUGCAGCCACCUCCUGCAGAGCACAUCAAGAAUCACAGCAAAGUACUGAGUAGCUGUAACCUGCUGGGACGGACGAUCUCGGACUGUGAGCCAUGGCCUACCUGCAGACCUUGUCCAAGAGCUUCCCAGGAUGGGUUUUCUUCUGCUGCUGUUGCUGUCUCCCUCUUCUUCUCACCAGCUCUCUGCCUCUGAAAGGGGCUUCUGUUGCCCAUCAUGCCUGCAGGCUCAGGAAGAUCAACUUCCAGCAGCCCUACAUCAGGAAUCGCACCUAUACCUUGGCUAAAAUGGCCAGUGCCUCGGACAAGGACACAGAUAACAGAUUGAUUGGGCAGCAGCUCUAUGUUAACAUCAAGGAAAACAACCGCUGCUACCUGAUGAAGAGGGUUGUGGAGAUUGUGGUAAAAGAUGUUCUCCUCACUGAGGUCAAGAAUCAGUACCCGUAUGUUGAGGAGGUGGCACAGUUCUUGGCAUCCCUGACCUCCGAGCUGAGCAAAUGUAAAUCCUCAGGAAACAGAGAGCACAUUGAAAAGAACCUGGAACAAAUGAAGAACAAAAUGGAACAGUUGGGAGAAAAUGGAAAGACUAAAGCCAUUGGAGAACUGGAUUUACUGUUUGACUACAUGGAAAAUGCCUGCACUGAUAUCCCAAAGAAGGGAGGGAACAAGGAGAAAAACUGAAAAAAAUUUGGAACAAGCUUGAAGAGAUGUCUCUGAAAAAUCUCAUGAUAACCCAAACUGAUUAGCUGUUACAACAACUACACCCAUUCCCCCAGAUGCAAUAUAUUUUGCAUUUGUGUCAAAACUAGCAAACUAAGUGGGCAGAGACAGGAUGCAUAUUGCUGCCUUCUUUGAAAAUGAAAAUUCCAGGACAAUGCAGCUCCAUUUCAGCACAGGCUAUUAGUUAUUUUCUAAGGCACGCUCCUGUCCUCCCCAUCUCCAUAGGAAUGAGGCAACUGUUUCUGUCUUUUAUAUGCUGAAAUUUGACACCUAUGGAUCAGUAUUGAUCAAGGUAGGCAGUUAAAGGUAGCCAGGAAGUUUUGAGGCUCUUACCUGGAAGUCUGUCUUGAAUAUGUUGCCCCCUUCUGACCUUGGCCUGAAAAGUUGGUAUUUCAGACUAAUUCAGAAAUAUUUUUUGUCAUUUGUAUUUAAUAGUAACUUAUUUUAAGGUAAU